GCAUUUCUUCAUUUCUUCGGCAAUGCUUGGGGUCCCCCCUUUUCUGGUAACUUAACUUCGUUUCAAGUGCCGGUCUUUGAGAUCAGUCAGUGAUAAACUAUCUGUUCAAAAACACUUUUUCCUUCGCAACGUGCAGUUAUUUUAUAUGCAAGUUCAUUUUUCCUAUUAGUGAAAAGUGCAAGUGCAUCCAGAAUAACUAAAAACUUCUGACACUUUCUUUCAUAUCCUUCACUUCUUACGAACUGCAGAAAGAUGUCACUGGAUAGAAGAAAAUUUGUGUGGGCAGAUAUUAUAGUGACUGCUAUUUUCUCUCAUUGAAGAAAUGUCCCUAAGUAUCCUGGAUAGGACUGCAAACCCAGUUGUAUAUUAUAAGAUUAGAAUGAACGUACGUCCACCUGAUUGACGCGAAUGGAGGUGGAUUGAGCGAUCAACAAAUUUUUCAUAUCUAGUCAAUUUAAUUUAAGGAUCAAAAUGGUAUUGGAAACUGUGAUGAUAUCCACUGCGCUGAAGACAAUAAGUCUUGUUGGAAGCGCACUUUGGAUAAUUCCCCUUUUAAUAGCAAGUGUAUCGUAUUUAAACUACAACAAAUUAGACCCAGAAUCUUUAGUGGUCAAUAGAAAAAGCCUUUUCAGGGAAUACGACUUUGUGGUAGUUGGAGGAGGAAGCGCAGGUGCAGUAGUAGCCUCCCGUCUUUCCGAAAUUCCCAACUGGAGUGUCCUCCUUCUCGAGGCAGGUCCAGAUGAGAACGAAAUCAGCGAUGUGCCUUCCUUAGCUGCAUACCUUCAACUCUCGAAACUGGAUUGGGCAUACAAAACCAUGAAUACCGGAAGGGCCUGUUUGGGAAUGAAGAACGGACAGUGCAACUGGCCUAGAGGCAAGGUCCUUGGAGGCAGUAGCGUCCUCAACUACAUGCUAUACGUUAGAGGAAAUAGAAAAGACUAUGAUCAUUGGGAAGAUCUUGGAAAUCCUGGAUGGAAUUACGACAACGUUCUUAAAUACUUCAUAAAAUCUGAAGAUAACAGGAAUCCCUACCUGUCAAAAACCCCCUACCAUGGUACCGGAGGAUUGUUGACUGUCCAAGAAGCACCAUGGAGAACUCCCCUAGUGGUUGCUUUCGUGCAAGCUGGUACAGAAAUGGGCUAUCAAAACAGAGAUAUCAAUGGUGCAGAACAAGCCGGUUUCAUGAUAGCCCAAGGAACGAUCAGAAGGGGACAGAGAUGCUCAACGGCUAAGGCCUUCUUACGUCCCAUUAAGCUCCGUAAGAACAUCCACGUAGCUCUAGACUCACAUGUUACGAAGAUCUUAAUCAAUCCUACCACCAUGAAAGCUUUCGGUGUGGAAUUUGUAAGACAUGGUCGAAAACAAAUAGUAUUAGCGAGGAAGGAAGUAAUACUAUCAGCUGGAGCUAUAAAUACUCCUCAGAUAAUGAUGCUUAGCGGUAUAGGACCAAAGAAACACCUCAGCCACUUCAACAUACCAACUCUAAAAGAUCUUCCUGUUGGAGAAAAUCUUCAAGACCAUGUGGGAAUGGGAGGACUGACAUUUCUGAUAGAUAAACCAGUGUCCAUAGUGCAAGAUAGGUUUCAAGCAUUUCCAAUGACGAUGCAGUACGUCGUUAAUGAAAAGGGACCUAUGACAACAUUAGGAGGAGUGGAAGGACUAGCCUUCGUCAGUACCUAUCUCGGAAACAGAUCCUGGCCGGAUAUACAAUUCCAUAUGGCUCCGGCUAGCAUCAACUCAGAUGCUGGAGCAAGGGUAAGGAAAGUUUUAGGUCUAACAGACCACCUCUACAACACAGUAUACAAACCUAUAGCCAACAAGGAUGUUUGGACGUUGAUGCCACUUCUUCUUCGUCCUAGAUCAAGAGGUUGGGUGAGACUGCAAAGCAAAAACCCUUUCGAAGCCCCUUUGAUCAAUGCUAAUUAUUUCGAUGAUCCUUUCGACAUCAAAACCCUUGUAGAAGGUGCCAAAAUAGCCAUCAAUAUAAGCGAAUCUAGAGCUUUCAAACAGUUUGGUUCGCGUUUGCACAGGGUGGCCUUUCCGAAUUGUAAAAAAUUCGAAUUUGGCAGUGACAAGUAUUGGGAAUGUCACAUAAGGACGAUUUCGAUGACUAUCUACCAUCCUGUAGGGACAUGCAAAAUGGGUCCAUCUUGGGAUAGGGAGGCUGUGGUCGAUCCCAGAUUGAGGGUGUAUGGAGUGAAUGGUUUGAGGGUUAUAGAUGCCAGUAUCAUGCCUACAAUACCUAGUGGAAAUACGAAUGCUCCUGCUAUAAUGGUUGGAGAGAAAGGUGCCGAUUUGAUCAAAGAGGAUUGGCUCUCGAAAAAAAAGUAAACAUUUUUGAAUGCUCAAAAUACGUGCCAUUUGAUGUGAAGGGAUAAAUUUAGCUGUAAAUGAGUGAACAAGGAAUGAAAUAGUUCGAUUUAGUUGGUAUCGCUUAAAUAUUAAAGACUUCUCAGUUGAAACACACU
This is a messenger RNA of Harmonia axyridis, 2468 nucleotides long. RefSeq names its product glucose dehydrogenase [FAD, quinone]-like. The record is from RefSeq and is a predicted model, not a curated record. NCBI's taxonomy places the organism in Eukaryota, Metazoa, Arthropoda, Insecta, Coleoptera, Coccinellidae. The transcript has 7 exons. Bases 472 to 2331 code for a protein of 619 amino acids. Gene Ontology annotation, molecular function: oxidoreductase activity, acting on CH-OH group of donors; flavin adenine dinucleotide binding.